AUGAAUCCGUCUCCAGAACGUCAAACCAUGUGUUUGAGCGCCGCCGAUCUCGAAGGAGCCCCGCUAGCCUUGUGUAAACAAGCUCAAAUUGAAUCGUUUAAGGACGACUACGAGGACCUGCAGGCGUACCGAGCUCUCUCGUCUAACAGUCCACUACUUCCACCGCAACCAGUCCUCGUUGAUGGAAUUAUCAGAGUUGGAGGUCGGCUGACUAAAGCUCCGGUACCAUUUGAAGCAAAACAUCAAGCAUUAAUUUCCCCGGUACAUCCUCUGUCUAGACUGUUGGUUCAAGACAUCCACGAAAGACACUUCCACGUAGGAAGGGAGCACACACUGGCUCUCGUGCGCCAACAGUUCUGGAUCCUCCGAGGAAGGUCAUUUAUUAGAAGAAUCAUCAAUGGAUGUCUUCUUUGCAAGAGAAGGAGAGCUAAGCCAACCGUUGCUGUGAUGGCCUCUUUACCCAGAGAACGACUCGCCCUUAGCGAGCCUCCAUUUACAAACACGGAUGUACAUUAUUUUGGUCCAGUUAGUGUCAAGAGGGGAAGAGUAACUGAGAAGAGGUGGGAGUGUAUCUUCACAUGCCUUACUACCCGUGCGGUCCAUCUGGAGUUGGCAGGCGAUCUGAGUACUGAUUCGUUCAUCAUGACGUUGAGAAGGUUUCGCGGGAGAAGAGGCAACCCUAAGACAAUCCGUUCAGACAACGGAACUAAUUUCGUGGGAGCGAACAGAGAGUUAGGUGAAGCUUUGAAGUCAUUGAGUCAGGGACGAAUCACCGGCGAGCUGGCCCGAGAAGGGAUCACUUGGUACUUUAACCCGCCGACGUCCCCACACAUGGGAGGAAUAUUCGAGUCAAUGGUCAAGCAGGUCAAAAGAGCUAUGAAGACUGUCAUAAAUGACCAGGUAUUACCAGAGAAAACACUCCAUACAGUCCUUGUCGAGACAGAGGCUAUUGUUAAUAGUCGACCCCUCACUCCCGUCAGUGAUGACCCGAACGAUUUCGAAGCGCUGACGCCAAACAAUUUUCUCAUUGGACGAGCCUCGCCAAACAGUCCACCUGGCCGAUUUGAGGAGCGAGAAAUUAAUAGCCGCAAGAGAUGGAGAAUGGUCCAAGCGCUAGCUGACAUGAUAUGGCGGAGUUACAAUUCUCUUCGACAAUGUCUGUUCACUGUAGCAGGCACUCCACACCUUGUAGAGAAAGACAAAUCCAUGGCUACAGUUACAUCUUUGCGUAUCAAAUUUUCCGCCAACGGUUUCAGAUGA
Messenger RNA from Stylophora pistillata, 1260 nucleotides. RefSeq lists its product as uncharacterized. The record is from RefSeq and is a predicted model, not a curated record. NCBI's taxonomy places the organism in Eukaryota, Metazoa, Cnidaria, Anthozoa, Scleractinia, Pocilloporidae.